CCGAGCGACGCUGAACUAUGCGGCCCCCAGGCGCGCCCCUCGUCGGCACCAUAAGCCUUCUGCUCCUGCUGCAGCUCGGAGUUUCUCCCGCCCUAGCUGUUGGGAACCAAACCAGCUUAGGGAAGACAGACUUGCCUGCGCUGACCCCGCAGAGGCGCGGCUGGGAAGUUUGGGGGUCGGGAGACGUGUUGCAGAAAGUGUUGUCCAGCAGCCCCAGAGGAGCAGCUGUAGCUAAAGCACAAGAAGAGAAGGAGGAGGAAAAAGAAGGAAAUACAUUAACGGCGCCUUUCGGGGACCUGACUGGGGCUCACAGGACUUCUCAGGUGCCCCCAGAGAGGCGGCCUGGCAUCUGGCUACUUCCUCUCAGAGCAGCGGUGAUUGAACUACCGGUUGCCCUUAGAUUUUCCUUGGAGACGGGUAAAGAGAAAGGUGGAAAGGAUAUCGAUCUAGGAGGCAGCCAGGAGCGGAAUGCCAGGACCCACUCUGGAGCCCCGGAGCCCUUCUCCAGGUGGAGGAGAGCGGGGAAAGCCCGCGGUGACCCCCUGACCAGUCCCCCCAUCUUGGAGAACGCAGCCAGUGUGGAUAGAAAAGCGCAGGAGGAGACAGUGGCAACCUCCGGGAAGGCAUUGCCUUUAAAUGGAUCUUCUGGAGAGGCACUCCAGGAGCGGAGCGGCCCCCGCGGGGGAAACGGCACGAACCGGCGCCCCAAGCUCAAGAACCCCUUCUAUCCGCUGACUCGAGAGUCCUACGGAGCUUACGCCGUCAUGUGUCUGUCAGUGGUGAUCUUCGGCACUGGCAUAAUCGGCAACCUGGCUGUGAUGUGCAUCGUGUGCCACAACUACUACAUGCGGAGCAUCUCCAACUCCCUCCUGGCCAACCUGGCCUUCUGGGAUUUCCUCAUCAUCUUUUUCUGCCUGCCGCUGGUCAUCUUCCAUGAGCUCACCAAGAAAUGGCUUCUAGAGGAUUUCUCCUGCAAGAUCGUGCCCUAUCUCGAGGUUGCUGCACUGGGAGUCACUACAUUCACCUUAUGUGCUCUGUGUAUAGACCGCUUCCGGGCUGCCACUAAUGUUCAGAUGUACUACGAAAUGAUUGAAAAUUGUAGUUCCACAACCGCCAAGCUAGCUGUCAUCUGGGUUGGGGCUCUACUUUUAGCACUCCCAGAAGUCGUCUUGAGACAGCUCAGCAAAGAAGACUUGGGUUUUAGUGACAGAGUUCCAGCAGAACGGUGUGUCAUCAAGAUUUCACCUGAGCUCCCAGACACGAUCUAUGUCUUAGCUCUCACUUACGAUAGUGCAAGACUCUGGUGGUACUUUGGCUGCUAUUUUUGCUUGCCCACACUUUUCACCAUCACCUGUUCCCUUGUGACUGCGAGGAAAAUCCGCAAAGCUGAGAAGGCUUGCACCAGAGGGAACAAGAGACAGAUUCAGCUUGAAAGCCAGAUGAACUGCACCGUAGUCGCCUUGACCAUUUUGUAUGGAUUUUGCAUCAUUCCUGAGAACAUCUGCAACAUCGUCACAGCCUACAUGGCUACUGGGGUCUCAGAGCAGACAAUGGACCUUCUCCAUCUCAUUAGUCAAUUUCUUUUGUUUUUUAAGUCUUGUGUCACUCCUGUCCUCCUUUUCUGCCUUUGCAAACCUUUCAGUCGGGCCUUUAUGGAAUGCUGCUGCUGCUGCUGUGAUGAAUGCAUUCAGAAGUCUUCAACAGUGACCAGUGAUGACAAUGAUAAUGAAUACACCACAGAACUAGAGCUCUCCCCUUUUAGUACCAUACGGCGUGAAAUGUCUACUUUUGCAUCUGUUGGGACCCACUGCUAAGUGACUUCUUUUUUUAAUUUUAUGAAAAUUUUUACUUCCUUUUUCCUUACUGGAACAAAAA
This is a messenger RNA of Vombatus ursinus (common wombat), 1875 nucleotides long. It is a transcript of the gene GPR37, whose product is annotated as G protein-coupled receptor 37. The transcript has 2 exons. The record is from RefSeq and is a predicted model, not a curated record. The coding region runs from base 18 to 1814 and encodes 598 amino acids. Gene Ontology annotation, cellular component: plasma membrane; signaling receptor complex. Lineage: Eukaryota; Metazoa; Chordata; Mammalia; Diprotodontia; Vombatidae. Gene Ontology annotation, biological process: positive regulation of MAPK cascade; adenylate cyclase-inhibiting G protein-coupled receptor signaling pathway. Gene Ontology annotation, molecular function: prosaposin receptor activity; G protein-coupled peptide receptor activity.